Messenger RNA from Schistocerca cancellata (South American locust), 1107 nucleotides. RefSeq names its product speckle-type POZ protein-like. Gene Ontology annotation, molecular function: ubiquitin protein ligase binding. Bases 94 to 1107 code for a protein of 337 amino acids. The transcript has 2 exons. NCBI's taxonomy places the organism in Eukaryota, Metazoa, Arthropoda, Insecta, Orthoptera, Acrididae. Gene Ontology annotation, cellular component: nucleus; cytoplasm. The record is from RefSeq and is a predicted model, not a curated record. Gene Ontology annotation, biological process: regulation of proteolysis; proteasome-mediated ubiquitin-dependent protein catabolic process.
UUUACCAACGAUCUUUGCGACAUUCCUCUUCAGAGCUGGUUCUGUGUUCAGAUAACAUUCGACGCCUAUAGAUUUGCUCAUCUACACAGCAAAAUGAGUGAUAUGGCCAGAGUAGCAGCACAUAUGCCAACUGUUCUCAAGUACUCAAGUGUUACAAGAUUUGAGGACUUUUCAUCUGUCCACACUUGGACUGUGAUGGGUUUGAAGACACUAUUUGAAGGAACAGCAAGUAUUGAGUCUGCUCCUUUAACCCAUCAGAAUUCCAGUAAAUGGUGCAUAGUCCUUACAAAGAAAGCCAACGAACUUCAUUUGUGUUUUUUGUUAAAAAAGAGUGAAGACAAUAAGAUACUGAGAGCAAAGCUGAAAGCUGACGAGAUUCUUCCCACUGGUGCAAUACGUGAAGUAUUUCCAUGCAAAUGGUAUCAUCUGGAGGAGGGAGAAAAAUCAGAAACGCACUUCAUUAAGAAGGUGGAUGCUGUUGGACAUGACUACAGUGAAAAUGAGAUAGUACUCCGGUGCGAAAUCUGCAUGCAGUGCAUUAUUCAGGAUGAGCUGCCUGUGCCAUGCACAUCGGAACCACAAGAUGGUAUAGUGAAGGCCAUGGAUGAGAUGUUUCACAAAGAAGUUCUUGCGGACUUUGAGCUACACACAGGAGACACAGUUCUAAAGGCACACAGGGCACUACUGUCUGUGCGGAGCCCUUGCUUUGCUGCCAUGCUCCAGCCACACACAAAGGAAGCAAAGGAAGGCAGCACGGAGGUCACAGAUGUAGCGCCAGAAGUACUAAAGCAGGUUCUGCUGUACAUGUACACAGGAGUAGCUCCAGCUCUCAAGGACAUGCCGUUGGAGCUGUUGAUGGCUGCUGAGAAGUACCAGCUGCACCAGCUAAAGCGUCAGUGUGAGACCCACAUCGCCAGCUGUCUGAAUGUGGACAAUGCCGCAGCAACUGCAGCCACUGCAUCUGUUUUCUCCUGCGACCUGCUAUGGGAUCGUGCUAUCGUUUUCAUCAGACACAAUCUGUGCGAGGUGAUGCGCACAAGAGGAUGGGCUGAGACUGUAGCCGUACAUCCUGAAGCCAUACAACGUAUAAGUGAGCUGAUGGGAUGA